Molecule: messenger RNA, 967 nt
Organism: Sphaerulina musiva SO2202
Lineage: Eukaryota; Fungi; Ascomycota; Dothideomycetes; Mycosphaerellales; Mycosphaerellaceae
Product: ClpP/crotonase
Exons: 2
Coding region: 1-843 (280 amino acids)
Biological process (GO): fatty acid beta-oxidation
Cellular component (GO): mitochondrion
Molecular function (GO): enoyl-CoA hydratase activity
Source: RefSeq, a predicted model, not a curated record
AUGCCCCCCAUAAACCUCCAACCCAAACUCCAGCACCCAGCACCUCCAACCAAAAACUCCAUCAUAUCGUAUCCCGCAGCAGGAGUUUUACUCGUACAUUUAAACAAACCCAAAGGUUUAAACUGCAUCAAUGCCGAAUUCACGCAAGAGCUCGAGAAAAUUUGGUUGUGGUUGGAUGAGGAACCGACGUUGUCGGUGGGAAUCAUCACGGGUACGGGUCGGGCGUUUUGUGCGGGGGCGGAUUUGAAAGAAUGGAACAAGCUCAAUACCAAAAACACACCCAAGGCGAUCAACGGAAUGGGAUUCGGGGCACUUUCGAGAAGGAGUGGGAAGAAACCGAUCAUUGCUGCAGUCAAUGGGAUAUGCUUCGGAGGGGGCUGUGAGAUGAUUGUCAAUUGCGAUUUAGUCGUAGCUGCGAACAAAGCAGUUUUCGCGCUGCCAGAAGUCAAAGUGGGAGUUGUGGCGGCUGCAGGGGCAUUACCGCGGAUUAUUCGCACGAUAGGAAAGCCGCGAGCAAUGGAGAUGGCGUUGACGGGGAGGCAAGUGUCGGCGAAAGAGGCGCUGGAGUGGGGAUUGAUUAAUAAAGUCGUGGGCGACGCGGACGGCGAGGUGGUGGAUGCUGCGGUGGAAUAUGCCAAGUUGAUUGCGGGAAAUAGUCCUGAUGCGGUGAUUGUGAGUCGAGAAGGCAUUAAGCUCGGAUGGGAGGGCAUGGGAGCGGAGGAUGCAACCAAGUAUGCUCUGGAGCAUUGGCAGCCCAAGCUACAGGCGGGAGAUAAUAUGGCCGAAGGGGUGAGGGCUUUUGUCGAGAAGCGGAAGCCGAGGUGGAAGCCGUCGAAGCUAUAGGUGAUUCUAUUGUCCUGUCAAUCCGUGCUUCGAACGCAGCUCACGGUGCUUUGAUACAUGAGAUGCCCGGUGUCGAGUUGCGGAUAUCAUAUAUCAUGAUAUAUAAAUAAUGAUCAGAAUGUCG